CUUUCUGUACCAAAGCAGCCGUCAAGAGGAUGCAACAAUCUGCUUCUCUAGGCUUGCCAGCGAUUGCAGAAGAGGGAGGCAGUUCCUCUGGGGGGGCAGUAGAGCAAGGGAAUUCAUCUGGUGUCGGCCUGCACAUUCUAGACGAUUAUUUCAAGUCUAGAUUUGCAUUGCAGAGCAGUGGCCGUAAUCCCUUUUUACCACUUGAGCCGCUGGCAGAAACAAAACCCAAACGUCCUAGUGUUUCACCAAGUGCUGGUGCGACUGUUGCCUCCUCCUCUUCCUCCAGCGCAGCUGCUUCAGCUCCUCGCAAGAACUUCUUAGCUAUUCGUACCAGUGGAGGCCGUUCCAUGGAGGACAUCGUAAACGAAGUCAAAGCGACUGUUCUGCAACCAGAAGUAGCGUCCGUUGCGUCAAGUAGUUCCGGAGUAGAUGUUGUUCUGCAGACUUCUAGUACGCCAAAAAGUUUCUCUACAUCAGGUGGAGGAGGCCCCCUAUCAGCCGCAACUAGUCCAUUAGGAGGCACGAUUGGAGGCGGAGCUGGUGGCCUUGGUCUGACAGGAGUAGAUGGAGGACCUCCUGGCUCGUCAUCCUUAGAUCUUGUAGAACUGGAGAAAAUGAACUACGAUCAAUGGGAACAGAUCUGCUUGGUGUAUCAGAAACAAGCGAUUGAUUUGCUAGCGCAGUCGGAUGGGCAGCUAACCGCGUUUGACCAAGAGCUGGAUGAUAUAAGACGCGGGUUUGAAUCCUUCGUGAACAAAAAGUCGGAGACUUUGUCCAUCCCAACGCGUGAAGUGACCCUAGCCGCAUUGAGAGUGGACUACGACCGCUUAAGCGACGCGCUAUGGACCGAGACGAAUAAGAGGAGGAAACACUGCGAAAAAGAGAUCGCUAAGAUCAUAGAAGACACCUGCUGGUGGCACGGGAAAGUAAUGGAACUGCUGACCACAGCCGAGCAGGUGUUUUUCAACCACUUCCGGUUUGCAUCUGAGGCCUGCAGUUUUGUCCAACAGGUGUACGAGCCUGCAGCAGCCCCCGUCCUGGCGGAAGACGGGACAAUGGCCACUUGCGUUGUUGGGUUUACCAAGAAGCGUGCGGAAAUUGGGAGAUUUGUUGGAGGGGUGAACGUUAUGGAUACGGAGCAACAAGUGAAAAUUCUGAAUCAGCAAAUAAGACAAAAAUACCAGCACAGUAGAAUGAGGAUACAUCAUCUGCAUUUAGUAUUUACUAUAGAAAAAGCGUAGACCGAUUCUAACAGGACCGCCGGCGAAUUACCAGUCUCUUUGCCAGCGAAAUUCAAAGCACCAAGUGACAAAAAACUCGCUCUUGGUGACCUCAUGGCUGAGUUAGAAGAAGCUACCGAACAGCAACAGAGUGAGCCGUCUUUCAGCAAUGACGUCGUUCUCCCUGUGUUAAGAGCGAUGUAUGAACAGCACGCAUCACGGGCCUCGGAGUUCGGCAAGAUUGCAGGUUUGUCACUUCAAACGGCGUAUUCGGAGAGGUGUCACGCAUCAUUGGGUCGGUUUUCGAAGAUGUACGUGGAGAUGCGGGAGGCGGCAUUAACGACGUUUCGAGGGAUGGAGUUAUGGAAGAAUGAUAAUUGCCUUAGCCUUUGCCAGUUGUUCGUAGCGACCAAAAAGAAAAAAACUCGAUCAUCCAACUUCUAACCUGAAGCUGGAUCGGCAUUCGCGUCGGCAUGGAGAACGAGACGAUUAACAAGUACAUGAAGGCCAUCAGGAUUCGCGCAGAAGCCUCCAAAACGAAAACUCUACUCUCAGAAUGUCCUGUAGAGGCUGCGAUCCUAGAAGAAUGCGCACCGGUGCCGCCAUUUCCGGUCCAAAGCGUUUCCAGCAGACGUAGUGGAAGUGCGCCAACGUCCCAGCAAAGGAACCGGAGCUCGGUCCAGAGUAGCGCUUCUUCAGCCACACAAGGAGGUGGUGCUUCUGCUUCGUCUGUUGUAGGACUGGCAUCGAUAAGUUCUGCAGCUGCUGGAGGAGCUAGUUGUUUCCCAGUAUCAGUGUUAGUAGAGUGCUUGCUACCAUCUUCUGGCAAUGCAGGAGGUUCAUCUUUCUACGACAGACUCACCAGUCUCUACAAGCAAGCUCUGAGGUACGAACGCCCAGACGUCUUUCCGGCAACGCUACUACGAUUUCCGAUCCAGAAGUUAGUCGAGUUCAUAAGGUCUUCAGCCAGAUGGACGCCUUCACCUGUGAUGGCACCGCUUUUGUACAAGCGAAAACUGCGGUCUGACGCGUUUGCGAAGAUUGCGGUUGCGUUGAAUGAACAGGGAUUGAGUUAUGACGAGCUCGAUGAUUGACAUUGAGAUAUGAUGACCCGUAAACGCGCUUUGAUAUUCGUUCUGAUGUUGGUCUUCCCACUAUGACCUUUGACCCGUAAACUCGUUUUGAUAUUCGUUCUGAUGUUGGUCUUCCCACUAUGACCUUUGAUCACGCACACGACGUCCUCUUUCUGUACUGCAGUAAAAAAAGCCUUUUCAUCCUCAACAUCAUCUGCUCGUCUAAGCUCCCAAAGUUUCCUCUGGACAGCUGCUGGAGUACACAGCGGAGAUCACAGAAGACGUGUUUACCAAGCUCGAUAUUUUCGAUGACUUUGGAGACAAACAGCAACUCAACAAAAUCCUCUUUGGAGCACUCAGUGGAGUCCUUGGGUACUUGAACUUCUGCGUACUUUUGUGCCCGUUGAUCGAAUUGGAAGUUUUUUCUCUCUGUGUUUCUUUCCGCGACCUCAAUUUCUCUUUCUGCCAUUCCAUAUACCGAUACCCUUUCAACAUACCCUUUCAACUACAACAGCAUGUUCGCCUACUAUCCAAGUGCCCGCGUUGAUGGCGAGUUUCAUUUGCGGCAACUGUCAAGACCACAAAUGGAAGAUCUAGGCUUUGCGAAUGGCGUGGAACAAAAGUGCAGGGAGGUUUUAGAGACACUGGAGUCAAAUCCGAAAGCGUUAUGCGCAGGACCACUUUAUCGUUCUAUUUGAAUUUAACUGUUGAUGCCACCAGGACCAGAGAGAAGCGUGUAACCACUCCCGACUACAUUUUUCCUCUAAUCUCAACCGGCAUAGUAUCGCAAACCUCCAGCGCCCGAAUUUUCAGCAAAGCGAGGCAAUCCUCAGCGCUUUUCCUCCAACUGGUCUCCUUAUUGCCAGGUGACUCUGUAGUGAGCAACUUCUUUGCGUAUGUGAAGCUCAUGCUCGGGAUUUACCUCGAUGAGUGCGCUGGCGCACCAAACUUCGAAUCCUACCUAGCUGAAAAAGAGAAGGAGAAGCAGGCUAAAAUUGCCGAAGGUUCACAUACUUCGGCAGAUGGCGAAGACAAUACUGGUGAGGGUGGAGAAACAGGAGAGGGUGAAAAUGCAGAAGGAGGUGAAAAUGCCGAGAACGCAGAACCAGAACCACCUGAGCCUCCAAAGGGAGUCGUCGCUGUCCGAAAGUUGCAUGCUCUCCUCACAGCCGAAAAACUUCUCGACAAAGAACUAACUAGGUCUGUGCAAACGUUUGUGGCUGAAUUUUUCAAUUCAGUGUUGCCAGAAGCUCAACAACUAGAUGCCGAAGACGCCGACGUCUCUGUCCCAGUUUCAGUCCUCUUCAAUCCGGUAGUAAUCUAUGUACCUGUCGUGAAGAUACUGAGCCACUGUGGGCACAAAUUCGUACGAGGAGUGCCAGUAACGUGGGACUGGUGCUGAGCAGUUCGAUUACGGAUGACCAGUAAAGUGAGCAACCCCGAGGACAUUAAAGACAUCGAAGAUUAUAAGCUUCGGCUUCUCCAACUAGAACUAGUUUUUUCUGAAAACUUCAAUUUCUAUUUCCUAAUAAUUUCGAUAUGAUCGAUAAAUAGAUGAUUUCUUUUUAGUGACCUCUGACAAAUGCUACUAGUGAAAGGCAAAACGAACUCCAUGUUUUUAACGAAACAGUUUUUUUCUUAUCUUGUCUAGUUUUGAGUACGUAUGAUCUUGGAAGAGCAUACAUUCGAUUACCAAUCAUGUGCAAUAAGAAACGAAUUUCGAACGAGGAAGAGACGUAAUUUACUAGCUAGCAAAUGCCGGAUUAGCCAUCACCGAUUACCAUUGAUUAGUAUCUAUAAUACGAAGACAUGAUAAAAAAUCAAAAGCCCUCGGAUUUCGACCACAUCGAAAGUAAAUGUACAGAGAACAAGAUCUUUACGGUUACGAAAUGAAGGAGAUUGAAUAGGCCAACAAUAGAGUCGCAAAGAAGAUGAUGAAAAGAGAAUAGCAAGAACGUUAGCACGUAGUUGGACGUGUUGGCAGGAUGAUGUGCGUGAUAGAGAGGAGGAUGACAAGCACUCCACCUCGAGUGGGAGUUGAUGAACAGUAAUGGCUUGUCGUAGAAAAAUGAUCUUCAAUGUCAAUCUUCUUGCACUUGUUACUUUUCAGGACCAGCACGAUGAAUGCAAUUCUUUGUCUGUUUUUUAGAAGAAAUCAAAUGUCGUUUGGAGAAUUUGAACUGAGAACUCAAGGUGCACCAGUCGCCUUCAAACGACGUUGAU
Amoebophrya sp. A25 is the source of this 4516-nucleotide messenger RNA. Lineage: Eukaryota; Dinophyceae; Syndiniales; Amoebophryaceae. The record is from the annotation of a GenBank genome assembly.